This is a messenger RNA of Thamnophis elegans (Western terrestrial garter snake), 2521 nucleotides long. Its product is annotated as E3 ubiquitin-protein ligase TRIM11-like. The record is from RefSeq and is a predicted model, not a curated record. Gene Ontology annotation, molecular function: protein binding; zinc ion binding. The transcript has 7 exons. Bases 325 to 1758 code for a protein of 477 amino acids. NCBI's taxonomy places the organism in Eukaryota, Metazoa, Chordata, Lepidosauria, Squamata, Natricidae.
CUGGGAUCAAUUGUAAUCGAUCCGGGGUUCGUGCCAAGGGUGUUUGCUUCUUUCCAGUUUUAAAAACAAUUUUCCCUUUAAAGUGCUGGUUGGGCCAAUAAUAAUUGACCGGAGGUCCGUCCUGUGAAUUUUUGCUCCUCCCCAAUUUGUUCUUUUUAAAAUAUUGUAGUUUUUUUUUUUUUAAGCCAACGAAGAUGUCCCCAGAAGCAACAAGAAAUCACCUCGGUUUCCCAACUAGGCAAAGCCCAAAGACGGUCACCUGAUUUAGAGAAAAAGAAGACAAGCUUAACUUUCACUUUCUUUCUUCCGGCGGAGGGCGCGGCGAUGGCGGGCGAAGCGCCCUUGCAGGAUUUCCUGGAAGAACUCAACUGCUCCAUUUGCCUGGACUUCUUCCAGGACCCCGUGCUCAUCCCGAACUGCGGCCACAACUUCUGCCGGGACUGCCUGACCCGCAGUUGGGGGGCGUCGGAAUCGGAGGCUUCCUGCCCCCAGUGCAGACAGACCUUCGCGCUCUGCAGCCUCCUCCCCAACAGGCAGCUGGCGCGAGUGGCGGAAGAGGCCAGGCGAUGCGGGGCCCAUCCGGACAAGGAAGGAGGCAGCUUCUGCCCGAAGCACCGGGAGCCCCUCAAGCUCUUUUGUAAGGACCACCAGACCCUCAUCUGCGUGGUCUGCGACCGAUCCAAAGAGCACAAGGGCCACUCGGUGAUCCCUGCGGAGGAGGCUUUCCAGGAAUACCAGAUGAAGGUUGGGAAUUGCCUGAAGGCUCAGAAGGAGCAGAAAGAAAAAAUAGCUACAUACAAAAGAGACACAGAGAAAAAACUGCAGGAGAUGCUUGAUCUCAUCAAAAAAGAGAGAGAAAAUGUAGUGGCUGAAUUCAGAGAGCUACGACUCUGGUUAGAAGGACAGGAGAAGCUUCUAUUGACUAGAAUGGAAGAGACGGAGAAGGAGAUUAUGGCAAGAAAGGAGAAAGGUUUGGCCAGGCCAAUGGAGGAACUCUGCUCUCUUGACCAUCUCAUCCAGGAGAUAGAAGAGAAGCUUCAGCAGCCAGCCAGCAAACUCUUACAGGAAAUGCUUUGUCUCUUUAUUUUUCAGGACAUUGGAGGCAUCUUGAAGAAGUAUCAGGCUAAGGAAACAUAUGAGAAUCCACAGGAUUUACUUCUAGAGCCGAAGUGGACAAUCUGGGAUUACAGUGAUUUCACUGUGCUUCUGAAAAGUGCCAUGAAAAAAUUGAGAGAUACUCUGGAAAGUGGACUUCAACUACAGGAAGCAAAUGUAACUCUGGAUCCAGGCACAGCCAAUGAUGGCUGCUUUGAUGUCUCCAAAGAUCAAAAAAGUGUCAGAAGAAUUAGGCCAGUUGGAGAAAUAUAUAGUGCUGUCUCAAAUUUCUUUGGCUGUCAGACGUUCUCAACAGGGAGACAUUUCUGGGAAGUAAUUGUAGGAGAUGAAACAGGAUGGGCUAUAGGAGUUACUAAGAAGACACUGAACUUAACAAAUGUUGAUGAGCAGUCCAGGUGGUGGAAGUUUGGAAAAUUCGAAUGGGGAUACUGGGCCAGCUCCAAAUUAGAAUACUUUGAUUGGUACUUGGAUGAGGAGCCCAAGAGGAUCCGCGUCUCUCUCAACUGCGAAGGGGGACAAGUGAGCUUCUUUGAUGCCAGAAACGCAGCUUUGCUCCAUACAUUCUCAGACACUUCCUUGGUUGGGGAGACCCUUCAGCCCUGUUUCAUUUUGUACCAAGGUGAUUGCAUGACGCUUCCCUAAAAGAAGGGAGAACCAUAGGCAAAACCUUGGAAAAAUCCCUAUUUGCCAAGCGGGGAUCUCUGAAAGCCCUUAAAGCAGAGUUUCCUCAGCUUUUUGCUACUUCAGCUUCCUUUAUUCUUCUAUGCCCCCCUGAUCAGUAAAUCAGUCUAUAAAGGAAUAACCUGAUCAUCAUUUCUAUUUCUCUGCAUAAAAAAGCCGAGGUGUCCUAGGAGCUUUAUAGGCUUUAACAUCAUGUGUUCAGGUGUAUCAGCAUUAAAGGUACCUUAGAGCUAAGCCUGUCAAUCAUGAUUUUAUAUGUCUGUCACAGCUCUCCAUCCCAUUUAUGGAUGAUGCUUGUUUGUUUCAUGUUAGUUGCAAUCAAUGAUUGUGUAGGUGCCCAUAACUCAGGAUAUUCUGUAAUCUUUCUCUUCUUUUUUCAUUUCCUUCCCCCUUUUUAACCAGUUUCCUUUUGACAUAUAAUUGUCAUAAACCAACAAAUCAUUUUAAGAUUUCAGGAAAUAUUAUACUCAAUAUAAGCUUUACGGCCUCACAGGUUUUUUUUGUUUUUUGUUUUACAAAUCCUAGUACUUUUUCUAUCUUUUUAUACUUACGUAGGUUAUCUACUACAAUCGGAUUACUGAUUGUAAGAUUGAUUGUAAUUUUAUAGGUGUCUUGUGGAUUGUAGUUCCUUCUUUUGCAAGUUUAUGCCAAUAAAUGUAUCUCCAUGGGAUACAUAGAAACUGAAGAUGCACAGAAAACAGAAAAAAAAUAAAAGAUACCAUCU